Molecule: messenger RNA, 2055 nt
Organism: Ziziphus jujuba (common jujube)
Lineage: Eukaryota; Viridiplantae; Streptophyta; Magnoliopsida; Rosales; Rhamnaceae
Product: membrane metalloprotease ARASP, chloroplastic
Exons: 1
Coding region: 296-1666 (456 amino acids)
Biological process (GO): proteolysis
Cellular component (GO): membrane
Molecular function (GO): metalloendopeptidase activity; protein binding
Source: RefSeq, a predicted model, not a curated record
UCACUCAUUCCCAAACCUCUGCGCUGUGGAUCGCUCAUUCCCAAACCUUGAAAUUCAUACUCUAUCCCCUCAAAAAAGAAAAAAAGAAAAAAGAAAAGCUCAAAAUUCAUAAAUCAAAAGCCAAAACCCAAAAGACACAUAUUUUGGGUAAAUAAGAAGGAGACAACUCACUCACUUCCCCGCCACAGACCCAAGUCAUUAUGAAUUAUCCAAUCCUCGUUCCUUUCCCAUCCAUACAUCUCUCACUAAACAAAAGCUGGCCUUCUUAAUACCUCAUCAACAAUACCAAGCAACCAUGGUAGUAAAUCUCUCAUCUUCUCUAUCAUCUUCUUCUUUUUUCCUAACCAGAUUAACGAAUUCUAAGGCACCCAUCUCAGAGUUCUCUUUAAAGCCUAAAACCCACUUGUCAAAACCUUUGCACUCUUCACUAUGUUAUUCAUUUUCUUCCUUAGACCUCAAUCCCCAUUGCAAGAACCAUUUUUUACAUACAAAGAGCAGGAACCCACUUGGUGGAAGGUUGAAGUUCAGGUCUUGGGCUUUUUCUGGAUUUGAUUUUGGGAACUUAGAGAGCUUUCAGUCUGUUUUGGAGGCGGCAGCAGUGUUAACAGCCAUAAUUGUCGUUCACGAGAGUGGUCAUUUCCUUGCUGCUUAUCUGCAGGGCAUCCAUGUAAGUAAAUUUGCAGUUGGGUUUGGUCCAAUUUUAGCUAAAUUUAAUUCAAACAAUGUAGAGUACUCUAUUAGGGCAUUUCCUUUAGGUGGGUUUGUGGGGUUUCCUGAUAAUGAUCCAGAAAGUGAUAUUCCAGUUGAUGAUGAAAAUUUGCUAAAGAACAGACCCAUAUUGGAUAGAGUAAUUGUGAUUUCGGCUGGUGUAGUUGCCAAUAUAAUCUUUGCAUACCUGAUAGUAUUUGUUCAAAUCUUGUCUGUUGGUUUGCCUGUACAAGAAGCAUAUCCUGGGGUGGUUGUCCCCGAGGUUCGAGCCUUGUCGGCUGCUUCCCGAGAUGGGUUGCUUCCUGGAGAUGUGAUCCUCGAGGUUAACGGAAGUGAAUUGCCAAAAGCAGGGCCUAGUGCUGUUUUAGAGCUUGUCGAUGUGAUUAAGAAGAAUCCCAAGAGAAAUGUGUUGCUCAAGAUUGGGAGGGGGCCACAGGAUUUUGAAAUUGGGGUCACCCCAGAUGAGAACUAUGAUGGAACUGGUAAAAUUGGAGUUCAAUUGUCACCAAAUAUCAAGGUUUCUAAAGUUAUACCAAAGAACCUAGUGGAGGCUUUCAAUUUCUCCGGAAAAGAAUUUUGGGGACUCUCAUCAAAUGUUUUGGAUAGCUUAAAACAAACUUUUCUCAACUUCUCACAAUCAGCUAGCAAGGUUUCAGGUCCAGUUGCAAUUAUUGCUGUUGGUGCAGAAGUGGCAAGAUCAAACAUUGAUGGACUAUACCAAUUUGCGGCUGUUCUUAAUCUUAAUCUUGCAGUAAUAAACCUUCUUCCUUUACCUGCUUUGGAUGGAGGUUCCUUGGCUUUGAUUCUCAUAGAGGCGGCUAGAGGUGGUAGAAAACUCCCUUUAGAAGUAGAGCAACGGAUUAUGUCAUCAGGGAUAAUGCUUGUUGUGCUUUUAGGUUUAUUCCUCAUCGUCAGGGAUACACUUAACCUCGACUUUAUCAAAGACAUGUUGUUGUAAUUUCUGACACAGAAGCUCUGAAAGUUUGGAUAGAAUUUGGUUACAGAGAAAAUGUGUAUGUAGCUUUUCUUGAUCUUUGUGGUCUCUGAUAUCAAAUACAAAGGCAAAAUCAAGAUCUCUGGAGAUGCUUGCAUAAAAUGGUUGCUUAUACUACCCAAGACGUUUCAUGGAGGGUAUGUGGUUUCUCACAUAUUAGGGAAUUUGCUUCCAUCAAAACUGGUUCUUCUUUAUAGUCAUGUAUCAUUUUUUUUUUUUUUAUUAAUGAAAUAAAAAAUAAAUAAAACAACAUGGAUUAUAAAUGGAUAACCCAUAGUAUCUUUUCUCGGCAUAUAGAUGAAAAUCCAUGUCGUAUAUUCUUUUUCUUUUAUGAAUUUUUGAACUUAGCCUGA